CGCCAUCAUAAUAAAGAAAAUCAUUUCAUUUUGAUUUUUGUGACUGACUGAGCCGAACCGUUUGCUGUCGUAAUUCUGACCUUUUUUUCAGUUUGUAAGGAUAAAGAGAAGAAAAAAAGAUGGGUGUCUGGUUAAUGGAUCACGUUCGCCUCCUGAGAAAUGAAGGACUCUUCGGAAAUUUGUCUAUUUUGGCCAACUUGGUGAAGACGGCUUGUGAACAGAAUACUGAAUUGUUAACCGUGGCUGAGAGAUACCAACUACUGGUCUUUUAUGCAGAUGCUUUGUACGAAGAACAAGAAUGCAAGAGGGCUGAGGGAAUGUACCGCAAGGCCCUGCAGCUGAAAAAGAUGAUCAACAAGUCAAAGGUGAAGGGUCAAACACAAACCAGCCAACAAGCAGACGACAACUUGCCCUCGGAGCUAGAUGUCAGGUUCCGCAUCUACCAGUGCCACAAUAUUCUCAAAAACCACAGAGAGGCGCUCGCUGUGCUUGAGAGUAUCCCUGCUAAGAUGCGAGAACCCAAAGUCAACAUGGCCCUUGCUAAGCUCUAUCAGAAGAUUGGAAUGGAACGAUCAGCUAUCUACGGGUACAAGGAAGUACUGAGGCAAUGUCCUCUGGCACUUCAAGCUGUUCUGGGUCUUCUCUCUCUGGGUGUUCGAGGGACGGAGGUGGCUGCCUUCACAGCUAACAACAUGCCCAGCUCAGCCAACAUGGAAUGGCUAACCUUCUGGUUGAAAGGCCAUGCUUACAGCACCAGUAAGGAGUAUAGCAAGGCAGUCAGCACCUUUAAAGUACUAGAGACUGGGAGUGUAUUGAGGGAGAACACAGAUGUUCUCUGUUGUUUGGCAGAGAAUCACUUCAUGUCCGGUGACAUGAACACAGCAUCUACCAUCUACCAAAGGGUCCAUUCACUGGAUCCUCAGUACCUGAGAGGAAUGGACAUAUACUCUUACAUACUCUACAAAGAAAAGAAAGUCAAGCAGCUACAGAGUCUUUCCUUAGAGCUGAUGGAGGUGACGGACAAGAGAGGCGAGCCUUGGGUUGCUAUGGGUUACUACUGUCUCUGUCCUUCUGCUGGUUCAUCCAGAUAUGCCAGGGCAGUGUACUUUGCACAAAAGGCUUAUCCACUGAAAGGAGGCAAGGUGCAGGCCCUACUCCUCAAGGGUAAGGGGCUCCUAGAGAUGAACAAGGUCCCGGAAGCUACCCUGCAUUUCAGAGAGGCUGUCAGAUGUGCUCCUAGCAGAUUUGAGGCUCACGAAGGUUUGGUUGAGUGCUACGUGAAGGCCAGCAGGAUACGAGACGCCAUCACAACUUUCACCAACUCUGUCAAGGUCCUAGGCAACAACCCUCGUACUAUCACCUUCCUUGCUUCUCUGCUGGCCAGGGAUAGACUGUCUAUGGAUAAGGCUAAAUCACUUCUUGACAAAAUGCUACUUCAGGAUCCCAACUACCUCCCUGCCAUCUACCUCAUGGUCGACAUACUCAACGAAGAACAGAAAUACUCAGAUGCUAUUAACCUAAUUCGUAAGCAGUUGGAGCAGCAGAGUACGAGUCAGCUCCAUCAGAUGCUAGGUGAUUGUCUAGCACUCAACACUGAACCUCAGGAGGCUCUUGAUCAGUACAGUAUAGCUCUCAGUAUGGAUCCUAACAAUGACAAGGCUCUCCAGGGGAUGCACAAGGUAGAGAAGUCAAGCGAUAGUCUGGAAGCAACGGCAGAAGAUGACAUGGAUGCUAUAGAGGAGAGUGGAGAGGACGUGGGAGAGUAUGAGAACAGUGACCCAGAAGGCUCAUGGGUAGAUAAUGAGUGGUUAAGCUGAUGAGACCUCUCCCCCAGAUCCAGUAAGAGAGUGAGAGAGAGAGAGAGAGAGGGAUCGGAAUGAGCAAUUCAUUCUUACUGGACACCAAUAAUACUUCUGUUGGAACCCAUCAGAUAUGAGUGGUGAAGGACGAUGAAGCCUGGCAUCAACCAAGUGUUCGAUUUAGGUAGCUUAGCCAAAUGUAUUGGAAUGUAAAGACGCCUCUGGGGGGUGUUUUACAAAGAUCCUAAGUUGGACUUAACAAGUAUGGAAAGCCA
Messenger RNA from Strongylocentrotus purpuratus (purple sea urchin), 2074 nucleotides. RefSeq names its product anaphase-promoting complex subunit 7 (gene anapc7). NCBI's taxonomy places the organism in Eukaryota, Metazoa, Echinodermata, Echinoidea, Camarodonta, Strongylocentrotidae. The record is from RefSeq and is a predicted model, not a curated record. Bases 120 to 1817 code for a protein of 565 amino acids. Gene Ontology annotation, molecular function: protein binding. Gene Ontology annotation, biological process: cell division. The transcript is spliced from 15 exons.